GGGUUAAGUUUAGCCCCAUACUUUACAAACAAGCCUACUACCUUGUCACGCAUACAGGAUAUUACAUUACGCAGUAUUAAGUAGCACACCUUUGUCCUUAACGUAAAGAUGGUGAUGUCUGUACAUAAGUCUGGCGUCCAGUGUACCCUGGUAGGGGACGGAAUGGUCGGAAAGACGUGUCUCGCACGCUCCUUUGCUGACCAGACAUUUCCGGUCAAUUAUGUGGCCACCGUCAUGGACACAUACAGAGGUACUACUUAUGUGGAUGGGAAUAAAUACGGAAUUACACUCACUGACAUGGCUGGAGAGCACGAUGAUCUAGCCACAAGUACAUACAAAGAGACGGAUGUCUUUGUCAUCUGCUACAGUGUGGUAGACCGAGACUCCUUGGAUAGUGUCCGAGACUUCUGGGCUCCUGAAAUCAGGAACAUCGCUAAGAAACGUCCGGUCAUCCUUGUGGCUACCCAGACUGACCUCAGAAAGGACACAAACUCUCAGCAUGUUAGUAAGAAAGAGGGGGAAGCUCUGGCCAAGCACAUCAAUGCCGAUGGUUUUCUGGAGAGUUCAGCUAUUGCUAAAGAGGGAGUUUCUUCCGUGUUUAAAGCAGUUGUUCAAUCAUCUCUUCGCUUCAACAAGAAAAAGUCCAACAUCAUGAAACGUGUAUUCAACAGGUGAACAAAUUGUUCCUGAAAAUGGACAUAACUUCAAAUGAUCCCCUGUGAUCAUCAACAAGAUUAACUCUUGUAUCGGUUCCCAUACCGAAACGGUCAAUCUGACCCGACUGGCCCACAGCAGACUAGUCCUUUUCGGUCAAGACUAUCUGACCUCGAAGGAGGGCGCGAUGGUAGACAUUUGUCAUUCACGAGCUUUAUGCAUUUCACUGGGAACUCGUCCCAGAAAGAUGAAAUAUUUUUUUGCUGUGUAAUUAUGGGUGUUGCCUGUGUAAUGCACUGUAGUGUAUGAUGGGUUUUACCUGUAAUAUGCACUGUAGUAUAUGAUGGGUGUUACCUGAAAAGCGACGUCAACUGUAAUUAAAGUGAAGAUGGAAUCGCAAGUAUUGUGUUCUGCCACCAACCGUGACUCUAUUCACUAUUCAUAGACACCUCAAGGAACUUACACUUGCAUAUCAAAGCGAUGUUUGUCAGGUUUAAAAGACUGAAUCUCUCGUAUACCAGCAUGGACCUUGACACCGGCUGAACUUUUCAACAUUUACAUAAUGACUUAUCACCACGUUGUGGAGAACUUGUUAUUCUCAUGUGAAAAUUGAAGCAACAAUCAAUAAAAAAAUAAGUGAAAUGUCUCAUAA
Molecule: messenger RNA, 1306 nt
Organism: Mizuhopecten yessoensis (Yesso scallop)
Lineage: Eukaryota; Metazoa; Mollusca; Bivalvia; Pectinida; Pectinidae
Product: cell division control protein 42 homolog
Exons: 2
Coding region: 109-675 (188 amino acids)
Biological process (GO): small GTPase-mediated signal transduction
Molecular function (GO): GTPase activity; GTP binding
Source: RefSeq, a predicted model, not a curated record